This is a messenger RNA of Aphidius gifuensis, 2694 nucleotides long. RefSeq lists its product as uncharacterized. The coding region runs from base 106 to 2694 and encodes 862 amino acids. NCBI's taxonomy places the organism in Eukaryota, Metazoa, Arthropoda, Insecta, Hymenoptera, Braconidae. The record is from RefSeq and is a predicted model, not a curated record. The transcript is spliced from 8 exons.
GUUUGAGCGUUAAGUUCUCUCGGUUCAAAAUUAUUUUUCUUUAGAUUGUUUCAAUUUGUUAAGUUCUUUUAGUUUUUAUUUUUACAUAAAGUUAUAAUUGUCGCAAUGGAUCAACGUUUACUACAGAUGCAAAUGCGCAAAAACUUCAGUAGUGUAUUAAGGCAACUUGAGAAGAAUCCAAAUAACGCGGAAAUUGCUGCUGCUAUAUGCAAAAUUCAAACCCAUAUUAAAGAUCUUAAUGAAUCAUUGGGUACCCUUAAAACAUCUAGGAAAAAAAUGACCUCUGCAACAGUUGCUUUGUUAACCUCAUGUAAAUUAAAAUUACAACAUUUACAAAAAAGUGGUGGUACAAUGCAAAAUGAAAUUUCCACAUCAUCAUCACCAAUUAUAGAUAAUGUCAUUCAAGCAGAUUCUAUUAAUAAAAGAAUAAGAUGGACUGAUUUAGAAUCUGCAUUUCAAAAGAGAAUGACAACUGGAAUGUUCGUUAAUAUAAUACAUAAAAAUUUGAAUUCGUUCUUUAAAGAUGUGAAAAUUCUGCUGAUUAUUCGUUUACAUAAUUUAUUGAAGGAAAAAAGUGCUAUUAAACUCAACACAAUUUUAGCAUGUAAUUUCGAAAUCGUUAAAGAAGGAGAAAUUAUGAUUGAAACGAAAUAUUUUACUGUUGGAUGCAUGAAGAUUCUACAAUUAACAGAUUUAGAUGAACUCAGAGUACCUUUUGUAGUGUAUGCAGACCUUGAAAGUAUAUUAGAAAAAGUAACAGAUACUUCUAACGAUUUAAUAAAAAAGAAAUUUCAACAAAAACAUAUACCAAGUAGUAUAGCUUAUUACACUAAAUGUAGUUACGAUGAAAAACUUUCAACAUUCAAAUUGGAAAGAUCUAAAAAUUGCAUCGAGUGGUUUAUUAAUGAACUUCAAGAAUUGGCACACAAUGUUGAUAAUAUAUUAGAUGAUAUUAAACCAAUGAAUCUAACUUUUGAUGAAGAAUUAGAAUUUUCUGCAUCAACAAAAUGUCAUAUUUGCACAAAAAAAUUUACGCCAGAGGAUAUCAAGGUUCGAGAUCAUUGUCACUUCACAGGAGCUUACCGAGGUGCUGCACAUGUAGGAUGUAAUCUCAAUUAUCAAGAGUCUUGCACAAUAGCUGUUGUUUUUCAUGGUCUGAGUAAUUAUGAUAGCCACUUUUUAAUUAAACAGUUAAAAAAACAAUUUCCAGGAACGAUUAACUUAUUAGCUCUCAAUAAAGAGAGCUAUAUAAGUUUCACUAAACAUGUAAAAGGUACUAGAAUUAGAUUCCGUUUUAUAGAUUCAUAUAAAUUUAUGGCAAGCUCAAUUAGCACGCUAGCAAAUGAAUUAGAAGAUAAAGAUAAAAGUAUCAGUCUUAGUUUUUGCAACAAUUUAGAAGAAUUUAAAUUGAUUACUAAAAAAAGGAUAUUCCCAUAUGACUACAUUGAUUCUUGGGAAAAAUUCAAUGAAGAACAAUUACCUUCAAAACUUGAUUUUUAUUCACAAUUAAAUGAGGAACAUAUAAGUGAAAUUGAUUAUAAUCAUGCUUGCAAAGAUUGGAAAAAAUUUAAUAUAAAAAAUUUAGAUCCAGAUCACUAUUUUACAUUGCCGGGAUUAAGCUUUAACGCUAUGUUGAAAUAUACAGAAAUUGAAUUAGAAUUGAUAACUGAUGCUGAUAAAUUAUUGUUCAUUGAGGGAGGUUUUAGGGGAGGUUUAUCACAAUGUUCACAUCGCCAUGUUAUCGCAAAUAAUAAAUAUAUGAGCGAAUAUAAUCCAAACAUUGAAGAUUCUUAUUUAAUGUAUUUUGAUGUAAAUAAUUUAUAUGGAUUUGCAAUCGCUUCUACUCUACCAGUAAGUGAUUUUCAGUGGGAAGAAAAUUUUGAUAUAAAUAAAUUAAAUUCAAUCGAAGAUAACUCAGAGUGGGGCUACAUACUUGAGGUUGAUUUAGAUUAUCCAGUUAAUUUACAUAAUGAACACAAAGACUUACCAUUAGCGCCAGAACGUCGAAUACCACCUCUAUCAACAAGAAUGAAAAUUAGAAAAUUAUAUAGAGUUUUGAAGUUUAAACAACGAGCAUGGUUGAAACCUUAUAUUGAUUUGAAUACGGAAUUGCGAACUAAGGCAACAUCACUUUUUGCUAAAAAUCUUUUUAAAUCAUUAAUAAAUAUAUGUUUCGGAAAAAUGUUAGAAUCAACUCGUUCGCAACGAAUAAUAAAAUUAGUUUCUAGAUAUGGAGGACGUGGUAGAGCAAGAGCUCUAAUAUCAAAGCCCAAUUUUCACAGUGCACUAAUCAUAGAUGAUUUAGUUAUUAUUGAGAUGAAACGUCUUAGUAUUCUUCUUAAUAAACCAAUAUAUGGAGAUAAAGUUAAAUUUGCAUAUAUGGAUACUGAUAGUGCAAUUUUACACAUUUGUACCCCUGAUAUUUAUGAAUUUAUUCGCAAAGAAUGUGAUAAUUUCGAUACGUCUGAUUAUCCAAUUGAUAACCGCUAUAAUAUUCCCCAAAAAAAUAAAAAAGUGCCAGGUAUAAUGAAAGAUGAAUGUAAUGGGGAAAUUAUGAAGGAAUUUAUUGGUUUGCGUUCAAAAGCAUACUCAUUUUUAGUUGAAAAUGAAUCGUGCGAUAAUAAUGUAAAACUUCAUAAAAAAGCUAAAGGGAAAGCAAAAUUUAAUAAGGUCAGAAAAGCAUCAAGUUUAUAA